CUGCCGCUCCGCUGCCCGCAAAAUUCGAGGCCGAGGCCUAAGGCCUCGAAUUUUGCGGGCAGCGGAGCGGCAGCGGGAGCGGCAGCGGGAGCGGCAGCGGGAGCGGCAGCGGUAGCGGCAGCGGGAGCUGCAGCGGGAGCGGCAGCGGGAGCGGCAGCGGGAGCGGAAGCGGGAGCGGCAGCGGGAGCGGCUGCGGGGGCGGCUGCGGGGGCGGCAUCGGGAGCGGCAGCGGGGGCGGCAGCGGGAGCGGCAGCGGGAGCGGCAGCGGGAGCGGCAGCGGGAGCGGCAGCGGGAGCGGCAGCGGGAGCGGCAGCGGGAGCGGCAGCGGGAGCGGCAGCGGGAGCGGCAGCGGGAGCGGCAGCGGGAGCGGCAGCGGGAGCGGCAGCGGGAGCGGCAGCGGGAGCGGCAGCGGGAGCGGCAGCGGGAGCGGCAGGAUCUUACGCGUAUAAUCAAAUGGACCGACCCUCGAAUACAGCGGUGCCCGCUGCCCGCUAG
Molecule: messenger RNA, 495 nt
Organism: Danaus chrysippus (African queen)
Lineage: Eukaryota; Metazoa; Arthropoda; Insecta; Lepidoptera; Nymphalidae
Source: the annotation of a GenBank genome assembly